AUGGCUGAAAAUCAGCAUCGUCUGCAAGAAACAGACAUACAUAAUGAAACUGGUUCUCAUUCAACUUCCAGCAUUGAAACUUCAGCUUUAGUAUAUCAAAAAUCACUGAUCACAGCUUCACCAAAAGAGCAUGCCACUUUGACCAAACAGUUUGAAAAUGUGUCAAGUCUCGGAGACAGUGAUUCUCUGGCAACAUUCACAAUGGAUGAUAUUGUUUGUUCGUCUGAUCCUGGAGCUGUAUCCUUAACCUCAGUCCCACAACUCAACGAUGGAACAGACGGACUAGCAGGUCUGACACUGUUAGGUGGUAGCGGCGGUGAGUUCAUGAUCGUCUCCUCAGAAAAUGACCUGGAUGGCAAUGGAGUCAUUCAGCAGAAUGGACACACUAUCACACUCAGCUUGGAUGAUGCUACUAGGCUUCUGCUGCAGCAGGGCUUUGCUCAGGCCGUGGAGCUACCCGAUGGAACUUUCCAGAUUUUGAAACCACCUAUGGUACAGGUUGAGAGAGAGGAUGGUACCCUUCAAGCUCAGACACUCCACAUUGAAGUUUUACAAGCCUUGCAGGGUGAGCUGGCUCAGCAGCUUUCCAUGAUGGCACCCAGCUAUUCACUAGGAGAAGACAUGAACAGCCUCGAUGACAUGCCUUCAUCUGUUGUCAAAAGGGAAGUCAGUACUGAUGAUUCUCACAAUGAAACCUCUAUGGAUCACAGAGAUUCAUUGGAAGAUCCUUCUUUGGCAGAAAUGAAUUAUGAUGAAAAGGAGAAUGACUUUGUUAGUGGAGGAGAUAAUUUUGAGGAAAAAAGACACCAGAAUAAAGAGAGCAGAACAGCCACAGCAAAGGAUAGUGAAUACAAGCAGCCAGAUUUGAACUGCCCAAUACCUUUGUCUGAGCAGACAGUGGUCACUGUCAAGGGGAAGAAAUGUAUCCUGGCCUUCAACCAGGAGACCAAGCAAGUCUGUGCUUACCCCAUCAAGCCUCCACCUGGAACAAAACGCAGAGGUCGACCCAGAAUGACUGAAGAAGAAAAGGCAGUAGCAGCCGAAAAGAAGCGACAGCAACUAUCACAGUUUGCAACCAACCCUACGUCGCACACAUCACCAUCUGAGAAAAGCUCGGCCGCAGAAACUCUUCUCGAGCUCUCAAAUGUGGGUAA
Molecule: messenger RNA, 1154 nt
Organism: Candidula unifasciata
Lineage: Eukaryota; Metazoa; Mollusca; Gastropoda; Stylommatophora; Geomitridae
Source: the annotation of a GenBank genome assembly